AUGGCGCCACACCGCAAAGGCCGCGCAAACCAGAACCAGCCGCCUCCCCAGCCGUCAGACUACGAGACAGACGCGCCGCCUGCUGUCGACGUGCCCCUCCCACCGCCGCGGUCAAACGAAGAGCUCAACUUCUCCGUCCUUCGCCGCGAGUACGCCGAUCUCGUCGCCAUAGAGCAUGUCACGCCAUACGCCGCGCUGUAUACCUUCAACCUCGAGACGCAGUCAUGGGAGAAGAUGGGCAUUGAGGGUACUCUCUUCAUCUGCCAGCUGACUCCCUCGCCCAUCGGGGCCGAGCGAUACUGCGCCAUCAUCCUCAACCGUCGCGGCCUAGACAACUUCUACCAGGAGCUCACUAGCAGUGAAGAGAUGGAGAUAUCCGAUCCCUAUGUCAUCAUCCAGGGCGAGCAGGUCUACGGCAUCUGGAUCUUCGCCGACCCACCACCAGCUUCCACCGCCAACUGCCGUGUCGAGACCGCCGCCAAGAUGAUGGACAUUGCCGACAGGGCAAGAGCGAGCCGCGAAGCCCUCGAGCCUGCCGUACAAGCGACCGAGCCUGCCGAGGCCGCCUCCUCUGCCCCGAUGGGCCGCCAACUGUCUCUACGAGAGCUCUUCGGCCAACAACGCGAACAAGACGCCGGUUUCAGCAUACACAACCACAAUACCCAACAUAUGCCGGGCAUGCAUCAGCAACAACCAUAUAUGCAGAAUCCUGGCAUAGCACAGCCUGACGUGCUAGGUCAGCUCUUCAUGAAGGCUAAGCAAAAUCACAAUGGCCUUGGCUGA
Messenger RNA from Alternaria ethzedia, 783 nucleotides. RefSeq lists its product as uncharacterized. The record is from RefSeq and is a predicted model, not a curated record. The transcript has a single exon. Gene Ontology annotation, cellular component: P-body. Gene Ontology annotation, molecular function: mRNA binding; enzyme activator activity. The coding region runs from base 1 to 783 and encodes 260 amino acids. NCBI's taxonomy places the organism in Eukaryota, Fungi, Ascomycota, Dothideomycetes, Pleosporales, Pleosporaceae. Gene Ontology annotation, biological process: positive regulation of catalytic activity; deadenylation-independent decapping of nuclear-transcribed mRNA; deadenylation-dependent decapping of nuclear-transcribed mRNA.